AUGGACAGAAUGCCAUCCUUGCGAUCUCGGGGGAUCCACUGGGCCAAGCCGCAGCAAAAGGUCUGGCGCGCAGUGUUGACGGUCUUGAGCUGUGCUUGCUGCCAAUGCUUCGUAGUCACCGGGCUGCCAAGGUUCCCCAUGGCUGUGCCGCUACUCGCACCUGUGGCCCUCAUGCCUGCCCGGUGUGAGGCCGUGGUGGCGCCAGAGGUUAUAUCGAUCAGCCUGGGCUCGAUCGUCCUCUUCAUCGUACUACUCCUUUUUGGCAUGGUCUUUGGUCGGAACAUUGCUGGCUUUCUGGACUCCUUAGACAACAUCGAGGGAUCUCGUUGA
Messenger RNA from Durusdinium trenchii, 330 nucleotides. The record is from the annotation of a GenBank genome assembly. NCBI's taxonomy places the organism in Eukaryota, Dinophyceae, Suessiales, Symbiodiniaceae.